This is a messenger RNA of Trematosphaeria pertusa, 1456 nucleotides long. Its product is annotated as Inositolphosphorylceramide-B hydroxylase. Lineage: Eukaryota; Fungi; Ascomycota; Dothideomycetes; Pleosporales; Trematosphaeriaceae. The transcript has 2 exons. Bases 168 to 1349 code for a protein of 393 amino acids. Gene Ontology annotation, biological process: fatty acid metabolic process; lipid biosynthetic process. Gene Ontology annotation, cellular component: endoplasmic reticulum; membrane. Gene Ontology annotation, molecular function: heme binding; fatty acid 2-hydroxylase activity; iron ion binding. The record is from RefSeq and is a predicted model, not a curated record.
GCUGCAGGUACUCUAUCUGCGUUUUCUUUCCGCGGCCUCCAACAACCAAGCUCUGCGUCGGAUAUAUUACUAGACCCUCUCUACCAGACUACCUCUAGCGACCUACACGGGAGAAAGAAUUGCCUCCACCGGAACCCUCAGCCGUCUAUCCAGCGCCGCCGCCCAACAUGCCUGCCCGCACGCUCCCGACCAUCCCGACCGCCGAUGUCCGCGCGCACAACACCGAGCAAUCAUGCUAUGUCACGAUCGGCACCAAAGUCUACGACGUGACGUCGUUCCUGUCGGACCACCCUGGUGGCGGCGACCUGAUACUCGAGCAUGGCGGGAAAGACGUGGGUGCGAUCAUGCAGGAUGAGGUGUCGCAUUUGCACAGCGAAGCGGCGUACGAGAUCCUGGAUGAGAGCUUGAUUGGCUUCUGUCCGAGCGAGGAGAUUCUGAACGGCGCGGCGAAGAGUGGGAAGCCGGCGGAGAUUGUGCCGCUGCCGCCGAGUGAGGAGGGGAGGAAGGAGCUUAAUGACAUGGCUAUGAAUGGAGGGCAGAAACCGCUGUACGAAGCGACGGGAAUGUCGUCGGAGGAUGAUCUCUCAAAGGAAACGGACGUCACGACAGACUACCAGACACACAAGUUCCUCGACCUCUCGCGGCCCUUGUUCAUGCAGGUCUGGAAUGGCGGGUUCCAGAAGGACUUCUACCUCGAGCAGGUGCAUCGGCCAAGGCAUUAUAGGGGCGGAGACUCGGCGCCGCUGUUUGGCAAUUUCCUCGAGCCGUUGAGCAAGACACCGUGGUGGGUUGUGCCUACGCUGUGGCUGCCGCCUGUGGCGUAUGGGACGCUGUUGAGCGUGAGGAGUCUGGGCGUGGUGCAGGCUACAGCGUAUUGGUGGACGGGAGUCGCUAUUUGGACGCUGGUGGAGUACGUGCUGCAUAGGUGUUUGUUUCAUUUGGACUACUACCUUCCCGACAACCGCGUAGGCAUCACGGCGCACUUCCUCCUCCACGGCAUCCACCACUACCUACCCAUGGACAAAUACCGGCUCGUCAUGCCGCCGACCCUCUUCCUCGUGCUCGCGACGCCCUUCUGGAAGCUUGCGCACACAAUCUUCUUCUACAACUGGUACGCGGCCGUCACCGUCUACUGCGGCGGUAUCUUCGGAUACAUCUGCUAUGACAUGACGCACUACUUCUUACAUCACCGCAAUCUGCCCGCGUGGUAUCGAGAGCUAAAGAAGUAUCACCUCAAGCACCACUUUGCGGAUUACCAGAAUGGGUUUGGGGUUACGAGUCGGUUCUGGGAUUGGGUGUUUGGGACGGAGCUGGAGAUGAGUGCGCCGAAGGUUAUUAAGACCAAUUGAGAAGGUGUGGACUCCUGCAGUGUCUAUAGUUGAUGAUGCGGCACGUACACAGGUAUUUAGGAGGCGUUGCAGAUGGCUUUGUACGAGUACUCGGGCGGUGUUUGGGA